Messenger RNA from Lipotes vexillifer (Yangtze River dolphin), 1017 nucleotides. It is a transcript of the gene RHOU, whose product is annotated as ras homolog family member U. Gene Ontology annotation, biological process: small GTPase-mediated signal transduction. The record is from RefSeq and is a predicted model, not a curated record. The coding region runs from base 9 to 776 and encodes 255 amino acids. The transcript is spliced from 3 exons. NCBI's taxonomy places the organism in Eukaryota, Metazoa, Chordata, Mammalia, Artiodactyla, Lipotidae. Gene Ontology annotation, molecular function: GTPase activity; GTP binding.
GCGGGCCGAUGCCCCCGCAGCAGGGGGACCCCGCGUUCCCGGGCCGCUGCGAGGCGCCGCCCGUGCCGCCCCGCCGGGAGCGUGGGGGGCGCGGGCCCGGGGCGCCAGGGGGCCGGGGGCGCGCUGGCGGCGCGGAGGGGCGCGGCGUCAAGUGCGUGCUGGUCGGCGACGGCGCGGUGGGCAAGACCAGCCUGGUGGUGAGCUACACCACCAACGGCUACCCCACCGAGUACAUCCCCACCGCCUUCGACAACUUCUCAGCUGUGGUUUCCGUGGAUGGGCGGCCAGUGAGACUCCAGCUCUGUGACACUGCAGGACAGGAUGAGUUUGACAAGCUCCGGCCUCUGUGCUACACGAGCGCCGACAUCUUCCUCCUGUGCUUCAGUGUCGUGGGCCCCUCCUCCUUCCAGAACGUCAGUGAGAAAUGGGUGCCGGAGAUUCGCUGCCACUGUCCCAAAGCCCCCAUCAUCCUCGUGGGGACGCAGUCGGAUCUCAGAGAAGACGUCAAAGUCCUCAUCGAGCUGGACAAAUGCAAAGAGAAACCCGUGCCCGAGGAGGCGGCCAGGUUGUGCGCUGAGGAGAUCAAAGCCGCCUCCUACAUCGAGUGCUCGGCCUUGACUCAGAAGAACCUCAAAGAGGUCUUUGAUGCAGCCAUCGUCGCCGGAAUCCAGUACUCGGACUCUCAGCAGCAGCCCAAGAAGUCCAAGAGCAGGACUCCGGACAAGAUGAAGACCCUGUCCAAGUCCUGGUGGAAGAAGUAUUGCUGCUUUGUAUGAUGCUGGUGGGGCCCCGACGGGCUGCGCCCCGACGGACUCCGCACGAGAGGCUACACCAGCUGAAACGACUCCUUUGACCGUGUAGAACCUGUGUAGAGAAUGCGCGUGGAUGUGGAUUAUAGGAGAUGCUCCAAUGUAUGUAUCCUUCCUUGCCUUUGACCUUCUCGUUUGUUUGAGCUGAGGGAUGAGAUACUUAUGCAAGAGAUUUUUGAAGUAAGUUAAGCGUUUGUCAUGACUCUGG